Diachasmimorpha longicaudata is the source of this 780-nucleotide messenger RNA. It is a transcript of the gene mago, whose product is annotated as protein mago nashi homolog. Bases 170 to 610 code for a protein of 146 amino acids. Gene Ontology annotation, biological process: RNA splicing. NCBI's taxonomy places the organism in Eukaryota, Metazoa, Arthropoda, Insecta, Hymenoptera, Braconidae. The transcript has a single exon. Gene Ontology annotation, cellular component: nucleus; exon-exon junction complex; catalytic step 2 spliceosome. The record is from RefSeq and is a predicted model, not a curated record.
AUAUAUGUUGUCACUAGAUGACAGUAACCUCCGUCACCCGUGGUCGCAAGGCGCAUCAACAAAAGUUCAACCGAAGUUAACCUCUCACACCUUUCAAACUCGACGUGGUUAACAAAUCCUCUGUCGAGAAAUCAUUUUUCCACCAGAGAGUGUCAGACAUCCUUGAGAAAUGUCGACGGACUUCUACAUCAGGUACUACGUUGGACACAAAGGUAAAUUUGGCCACGAGUUCCUCGAAUUUGAGUUUCGUCCAGACGGCAAGCUUCGGUAUGCCAACAACUCCAAUUACAAGAACGACACGAUGAUCAGGAAGGAGGCGUAUGUUCAUCAGUGUGUAAUGGAGGAGCUGAAGAGAAUCAUCCAGGACUCGGAGAUAAUGCAGGAGGAUGACGCCCUGUGGCCACAGCCAGAUAGAGUUGGCAGGCAGGAGCUGGAGAUUGUUAUCGGGGACGAGCACAUCUCCUUCACCACAUCCAAGACAGGAUCCCUGCUGGAUGUCAAUCAGUCCAGGGACCCAGAGGGCUUGAGAUGCUUCUAUUACCUCGUGCAGGAUCUCAAGUGUCUAGUAUUUUCGUUAAUUGGACUGCAUUUCAAGAUUAAACCCAUAUAGAUAGAAUUGGUUUUUAUUUCUCAAUGUAAACAACCCCUGAUUUUCAGUCUCUUUCUCUUACGAUUAUUCCAUGUUCUUCGGUUUGCGUGGUGUAUUGACCUAUCAUUUCAGACUUGUACUUUUUUUAUUCAUGAAGGAUGUCGAGGAUAAUAAAUGAUUUUGAGUUGGAA